Molecule: messenger RNA, 5394 nt
Organism: Anguilla rostrata (American eel)
Lineage: Eukaryota; Metazoa; Chordata; Actinopteri; Anguilliformes; Anguillidae
Product: far upstream element-binding protein 1-like
Exons: 21
Coding region: 89-2152 (687 amino acids)
Biological process (GO): regulation of DNA-templated transcription
Cellular component (GO): cytoplasm; nucleus
Molecular function (GO): mRNA binding
Source: RefSeq, a predicted model, not a curated record
CGUGUCUGUGAACCAAGCGAACCCAGCGGCCAUCUUCUCGCUAGAGGAUAAGCCGGUUAGCUUGCUGUCUCGAAGUGCAGUGUACACUAUGGCUGACUAUUCCAGCGUGGCUCCUCCGUCGUCUAAUUCAGGUGGUGGAAUGAACGACGCGUUUAAAGAUGCUCUUCAACGGGCUAGACAAAUUGCUGCGAAAAUAGGGGGUGAUAGCGUCGGCGCCCCCCCUCCACCGACCAAUGAUUUCGGAUAUGGAGGCCAGAAAAGACCGCUGGAAGAUGCAGAUGAUGACUCUCGGGAAAGUCUGAACUGUAGAACACACUGGGAGGGCUUGAUUUCUCCUUUCCCAGAUCAACCAGAAACAAAGAAAAUUGCAGCGCAGAAUGAUUCUUUUGCUUCAAUGAUGGGAGGAAUGGGUGGAAUGAGUGGCAUGAGUGCCCCCCCAAGAUCUACUUCUGAGGAAUUCAAAGUUCCCGACGGGAUGGUUGGAUUUAUUAUCGGACGGGGUGGAGAACAGAUAUCUCGAAUGCAGCAGGAGUCGGGAUGUAAAAUUCAAAUUGCUCCAGACAGCGGUGGCAUGCCGGAGAGGUCUGUGACAUUAACAGGAUCUCCUGACUCAAUUCAGACUGCAAAAAGAUUGCUAACCGAGGUUGUGGAGAAAGGCCGGCCUACACCGAUGUUCCACCACUCGGAUGGACCAGGAAUGUCCGUUCAGGAGAUUCUCGUUCCUGCUUCUAAAGCUGGCCUGGUCAUUGGAAAAGGAGGAGAAACCAUUAAACAACUACAGGACCGCGCUGGAGUGAAAAUGGUGAUGAUUCAGGAUGGAACACAAAACACUGGUGCAGACAAACCUCUGAGGAUUACUGGAGAGCCUUUUAAAGUUCAGCAAGCUAAAGACAUGGUAAUGGAACUCAUCCGUGAUCAAGGAUUCCGGGAACAGAGAAACGAGUACGGAUCAAGAAUGGGAGGUGACGGUGACAGCUUAGAUGUACCUGUCCCAAGAUUUGCUGUUGGAAUAGUGAUUGGACGGAAUGGGGAAAUGAUCAAGAAGAUCCAAAAUGAUACCGGUGUAAGGAUUCAGUUUAAGCCAGAUGAUGGCAGCACGCCUGAGAGGAUAGCGCAAAUCAUGGGACCACCAGACAGAGCUCAGCACGCCGCUGACAUCAUAGCGGAUAUUCUGAGGAGCGUGCAGUCGGGGGGACCGCCGGGGCCAGGAGGCAGGGGAAGGGGAAGGGGUCAAGGCAACUGGAAUAUGGGUCCACCUGGAGGACUGCCCGAGUUCACCUUCACUGUCCCUGCCAUGAAGACAGGCCUCAUCAUUGGGAAGGGUGGUGAGACCAUUAAAAGCAUUAGCCAGGAGACGGGUGCGAGAAUCGAGCUCCAGAGGAAUCUUCCUCCUGGCGCUGAUCCCAGCAUAAAGAUCUUCACCAUCCAGGGGUCGCACCAGCAGAUAGACUAUGCCAGACAGCUGGUGGAGGAAAAGAUUGGAGGUCCUGUCACUCCAAUGGGCGGUCCCCAUGGGCCCCCAGGCCCUCAUGGUGGUCUUCCUCCCCAUGGACCUCCAGGUCCCCCUGGACCACCUCCACCAAUGGGCCCAUACAACCCUGGACCCUAUAAUCACGGUCCUCCUGGACCUCAUGGUCCACCUGCACCCUACCAGCCACAAGGAUGGGGCAAUGGCUUCCCUCAUUGGCAGCAAGGGCAGCCAGAUCCUGGUAAAGCAGCUGCAGAUGCCAAUGCAGCUGCCUGGGCAGCAUAUUACUCCCAGUACCAGCAGCAACCUCAGCCCCCGAUUGCCCCUGCCAGUGCCGCACCAGGCACUACUCAAGUCAAUGGGCAAAGUGACCCGCAGACUCCUGGUCAGAGUGGACAGGCAGAUUACACUAAGGCCUGGGAAGAAUAUUACAAGAAAAUGGGACAACAAGGACAACAGCAGCAGCAGCCGCAGGACUAUACAAAGGCAUGGGAGGAGUACUACAAAAAACAAGGUCAAGCCGCUCCUCAGACCAUGGCGUCUGCUGCUCCCCAGACGGGAGGAGCGGACUACAGUGCAGCGUGGGCAGAGUACUACAGGCAGCAGGCUUCUUACUAUGGCCAGGGCAGCCCACAAGGCGUGCCCGCCCACGCCCCAGCCCCGCAGCCCCAGCAGGGCCAGUAAUGUGAAGUGGACAAUAGCGUAUUUGCCUCGUUGUCGAAAAACCUUUGUUAAAUGUUGGAUGCAGAAGCCUUGAUGAAGAUCUUAAUUUCUUUGGUUAAAAAAAAUGUUCAAAAGCAGAUCACACAAGUUCCCAAGGCAGUUUUUGCUUGUACAGAAUGGUUUGUUUUUAGUGUAGUGAAUAGCCUUGGACAUUCCAGAACCUGUAUUUCAUUCAUUUGAUCAAUGCUCAUGUUUAUGAACUGUCAUAAUUUCCAUGUAAAUCAUCUGUUGUUUUUUUUUUUUUUUUUUUUUUGGUUUUUUAAUCCUGUUUUGUGUUUUGCAAUAAAACAAUGAAAUCUGUGUGGUAAGUUGGGUAAUUGUGAGGUGGGUAAAAUGGGUAAGAUGCAAGUGUCCUUGGAGGUUAAGUGCUUAAUUUUAGGCAGGUCCGGGUCCACUGGCUGAAUUUUGCAGUGUUUUGCUUUUGUUUUUCUACAUGGCACUGUAGUUUCACCUUCGGAUGUGUGCUUCAGAUGUUAUUUUGAAAAGCAAAGAAACUAACAAAAAUCUCGAUUGAUUUAUCGGCUUUGUAUUUUCCUCGUCUAUUCGUCUGGACGUAUCGGUGAUUUUAGAUAUUCUGAAAUGUGACCGUCAAGAAUGGUGUAGUAUUGCAAGGAAUAUAAUACAUGUGCUAGCUAUUGAAUACUCUGGUGUUUUCAUUAUACUGAUGAUGCUCAGUUUCUGGUAAGAGAUAGUCUGUACUGUUGAUAAUGAGAGAACAACUUCUUCCCCUCACAGGCAAGUUUAGAAAAGCGGUAAGCGAAAGGGUACUUUUAUUUUUGCUUGUGACCUUAUAUCUGUUGAUUUGAUGCUUUUCUGCAGCACAGGUAUUGUUAAACAUGUUCUGAUAGUUUUACACAUUUUCCUUGCAAAAGUACUUUGUGUUUUCCGUUAGUGUCUUUAAACCUGUUGUUUUCUUGCAUUUGCUAGCUUCUAUUUUACCUUUAAUGCCGCGGAAAAGAUGGAUUUGCAAUGCUAUUGUCUGUCGAAGUGCAUUCGGUUUAGAUGUGUAGGUUUGUAGGGGUGAGGAAGCCUUUGCUGAACAUCACCUGUCAAUUGUACCUUCAAGGGAAUUUUCACUGUAAGUACAAAUCUGUGAAUAUUACCAAAUUCAAUUUUUGUUUCUCUUUCAAUGUAUUGUUUUGAGAGAUUGAAAAUGCAGAAACGCUGGUUAAAGUAAAUUUGCAUAAAAGUGGAAUCGCCAGUAUAGGUAAGUAUCAAAGUAAGGUGUGUUCCAGUUUUUCAGUGUGGCCUCACUCUGAGCCACUUUAAAUUGGAAGUAACAACUGUCGGAAUUUUGGAUUUUAUAUCAUGUUCUAAUAAUUUGGUGACGGGUGUGUAUUUAGGUUGUUAAAACCAAAAGGCUAAAAUAGCGUUGCAGUUUGUUUUCCUAGACCACUGUUCCUUUUUUAGGAAUGCCCUUUUGGACCAUUCCACUUUGAACUCAAAUGCAAGCGUAUACAUUUUUAGAAUUGCAGCAUGUGCAGCUUGGCAGGAAUUUCUCCCAGGAAAUGUGCUCAUUUGCUGUUUGCUUGAAAUAUUACCACAUAAUUUGUAAAACAAUCCCCACUCAGAUUCCGUUUUAUUUAAAAUACUAGAAGUCCAGAUGGUAGAUGAAGUGAACUAAAAUCCUGUUGCUGUCAAUGCAUUGUUUCAACAUGUAGAUUUCAAGAAGUGGCUUUCCUAAAGAGCUACAGAAAGUGUAGACAAAGUUAAGAUGUCCAUUUGAUCUGACUUGCCAUUGUUUCGGAAUUGAUAAUACUGGCGGCUGUUGAAUUAAUAAAUGAAUGAUUGAAUUGUUACUGAUGGCAAACAGUGGAAUAUUUAAUCUUUGCAGUGUCCCCCAGACCUUGCACCUUAGGUUCUGCUGCAGUAACACAGGUAAGCAUUACCUAAGGACACCUGUGUUUGACCUGUGAAUGAUUUUGUUUCAGUUUGCCCUUUUAGUUACAGAAAAUCUAGAAUAUUUGUUUAGGAGAAACUUUCGAUAGUGAUUACAAUCGCCUCAGCCAUCUCUGUUUAGACUGUCGUCUGACUUAACACCUAGAAUGCAACAGCCUUCGUAUUUAUAAACUUUAUUUUGUAUUGAAUAUUAGUGAUGUGCAUGGCAUUAUUCUUUUCAGAGAGACAUGAAUGAUUCUAGAUGUAUAAAUAUUCACACUUAGAAAUGAUUUAGAUCUUAUGUGUGCAUUUACAUUGUUUAUUGUAGAUAAGUUGUUUAGUAGUAUUUUUAGUAGUUUUUAACAAUCUAUAAGUGUUUAUUCUUUUAUGACCAUGGUGCAUAGAAUUGAAAGCAUUGCUUGUUUUUUGUCGUACAUACUACUUUGAGCUACUGCAUGCAGUUUCAGGCUUUUGGUACUUUGGAAACAGUAAGACCUAAUGGCACGCAGCAAGAGAACAGGAUGCAGUUUAUAAACAUGCUAUGUGAGAGUGAACGUUGCAAUGCCCCUUUUCUGUAGUGUCGACAACAUGUAUAAAUGCUGCCUUCAUUUUCACACACAGUGUUGAAGAUGCUGCAAGCAUAGUUCAUAGAAUCAGGCCCGAGAUAGUUUGUCCCUAAGGAGGAAUCCUUUGAGUCUAUUCCACUGGUGAACAUAGACCAUUCAAGGGCUCCAGUUAUAAGGUAAAUUUGAGGAACUCCUGUGGUUGCUAAAUUCAUGUUCUUGCUUUAGUCAAGACACUGUUUACUCAUGCAGUAUUAACCCAUGUUUUUUGCUGAUCUUGUGUGAAAUUCUAUUAAUAGUUUCAUGCUUGCUGUACUCAGUGUUAAAUUUAUCAUAGUUGAUAUUCAUAUUUUUACUACAAAUACUUUAAUAUUGGAAGUUUUUGAAACUUAAAAAAAUGUCAGAAUUUGAACUUUUUUUUUUUCUUUGCGUAAAGCGACAGGCUCCGAUUCAGUUUCUAUAUUUGAUAGUUUGAGUUCUCCGUAACGGUAAAAUCAUGUCUUGCAAGUUAAUUGUGCUGCACUGAUUUUCUGCAUAUAGUUGAUGUAUACACAUUCUGGUUACUAGGAAUAGUGUGCAAAGUGAAUAGGGUGGGGUGGGACUAUGAAAGCAAUUUUUUAAAAAGUGUUAGCUUAAACGGGAAAUGUAAACAGCGUGCAUCAAGAGAGAAAAUUGUUAAAGGUUUUUAAAGUCAGUUUUUGUUAAUAUCAACUGUUCAGCAUUAUUCCCCUUGUGCAGAAAUAAAAGAUUAUUGCUGACGAA